CUAAAGAGAUGGCAAAGGCAGAUGACUUCUCUGUUUUCAGUGUUCUGGUGACGGGAUCCGAUCGGGGGAUCGGCCUGGGUCUGGUGAAGAGGUUUCUGGAGCUGCCCUGUCCACCCGAAUGGGUCUUUGCUACAACCCUUGACCUGGAGGGAGAAGAAACCAAGGAAGUGAGGGAGUUAGCUUGCAAACAUCCAAAUCUAAUGGUGUUGCAAUUAGAUGUUACUAAUCUUGAAAGCAUCCAGGCAGCUCUUAAAGAAGUGGAAAAAUCUGUUGGAGAAGGCGGCCUGACCAUCCUAAUCAAUAAUGCUGCCACUUCGUCCUUCAACAAUCUGGAAACAGAAAAUGCCCAGGAUAUGAUGAGAGUUUACUCUGUCAAUACAAUUGGCCCCUUGCAAAUGAGUCAGGCAUUUCUGCCCCUUCUGAAGAUGGCAGCCCGGAGAAAUCCAUGCCAAGGGCUGAGCAGCAUCAAGGCAGCUGUUAUUAACAUGUCCAGCAUUGCGGGAUCAGUUGAGAACAUGGCUGGUUAUCUGAACAAUGUGAAGAUAAUUGCAUAUCGUUGCAGUAAGGCUGCCUUAAACAUGCUCACCAAGUGCCAGUCUCUUGCGUAUCCGGCCGAGGGGAUUAUGAGUGUCGCCAUCCAUCCUGGCUCAGUUAAAACUGCUCGCAACUCAUUUGAGCUAAGAGAGCUGGCUUGCAAAUAUCCGAAUCUAAUGGUCUUGCAGUUAGGCUGCUCUAAACAUGCUCACCAAGUGCCAGUCUCUUGAGUAUUCAGCAAAUGGGAUUAUGAAUGUCACCAUCCAUCCUGGUUCAGUUAACACUCCUCGCAACCUAAUUGUAAGUUUUUUGAGUUGGGAAAUUAAUGAUGAUCUUACUUGGCAUUGAUGAUGUUAACUAGUUUGGGUAAUGAAACAACCAAGCUCCGAGAGCACCAAGGACCUUUCAUGACAUAGGAAAAGAUACAACACAUUCAUAUGUAUUGAGAUAUCUGUGAAUCAACAUAAUACACUUGUAAAGCUAUAUAAAUGACCUAAUGAUGAGUCCCUAAAAUUUUAGUAUUCUGAUUAUUUGGGUUCUUAGUAUUUUGUUUGAUAAAAUAAUGUGCUAGUGUAAAAGUAGAUAUGACAAAUAUCUCCUUCCCCUAAAAAAAGUUUAACUCCGUUUGUCCUUAAAAGGAAAUAUACUAAAUCUUGCUUUCACCUUUUUGAAUCUCUUCCAAUUUGAGCUACUGGUUUAAUCUCCCUAUUUGCAGCGUACUAUAUCUGCAGGAAAGCAAAUGCUUAUGUCUGAAAUGACAAGGACC
This is a messenger RNA of Crotalus tigris (Tiger rattlesnake), 1300 nucleotides long. RefSeq names its product C-factor-like. Lineage: Eukaryota; Metazoa; Chordata; Lepidosauria; Squamata; Viperidae. The record is from RefSeq and is a predicted model, not a curated record. The transcript has 7 exons. The coding region runs from base 9 to 764 and encodes 251 amino acids.